Magnolia sinica is the source of this 564-nucleotide messenger RNA. RefSeq lists its product as uncharacterized. The record is from RefSeq and is a predicted model, not a curated record. The transcript is spliced from 2 exons. NCBI's taxonomy places the organism in Eukaryota, Viridiplantae, Streptophyta, Magnoliopsida, Magnoliales, Magnoliaceae. The coding region runs from base 51 to 446 and encodes 131 amino acids.
CACCAUUAUUACAAUCCUCAAAACAGAGAAAAAAAGAAGAAGAAGAAAAGAUGGCCAUUUGUUCUAUCAUCUCUGCCGUUAAUCACCCCCCUCCCACUCCUUCAAACCCUUCUUUAAUUCCAAGCAAUUCCCCCAAGGCCACCCAAAUCCCAUGCAAUUGGAGAAGGCAAUGUUUUUCGGGCAUCGCUAGCGUUAUUAUCAGUACUUCAACGGUGGGAUUUUCGAUGGGUGGUGAAAGCUUCUUUCCAGCCUCCGAUCCGCAGGUUUUAGCUGUGACAGAAGGAAAAAUGUUGAGAUGGAGUGACAAGAGAACGUGCCCACAAUGGAAUAGGAAUUCAUUAGAAAAUGUUGUGCCUGAAAACCUUCCACGGCCCUCAGGUCACUGGAAAUCCAAUGAGGUUGCCAUUUCCAGAGCUGCUCGGGGCAUUGGUUGUUUCUCUCUGUAAAAUAGGCAGUUUGGUCUGAAAAUUUACAGUUUAUAUGUUGUUCAUAUAGUGUGUAAGUGAUUUUUGUGUUGAAUUCAUAGUCAAGGCUACACUUGAAAUGAAAAAACUUACUUUCAAA